Messenger RNA from Nematolebias whitei (Rio pearlfish), 1054 nucleotides. RefSeq names its product activating signal cointegrator 1. The record is from RefSeq and is a predicted model, not a curated record. Gene Ontology annotation, molecular function: transcription coactivator activity; zinc ion binding. Gene Ontology annotation, cellular component: nucleus. Gene Ontology annotation, biological process: positive regulation of DNA-templated transcription. Lineage: Eukaryota; Metazoa; Chordata; Actinopteri; Cyprinodontiformes; Rivulidae.
GUACAUUCUGUCUAUUGAAAAACCUGAGGAGAUCGAAGAGUACGUGGGAGACCUUCUGCAGGGCACCGAUGGGAGAAAAGGACACUUUAUAGAUGAGCUUCUCAGCAGAUGGAAGAAAACUCAAAGACAGGCCACCGAUACAGCAAAUCUUGUCCUUCUCAAGGAAACUGUGCCAUCACCAGACAUGAUCAAAGAUUCUCAGAAGAAGUCCAAACGCAAAGGGCGUAACAAACAGGAGGUGUUGCCUGUGAGCCAAACAGAACCUGAAGCUGAGGUGGUUAAAACUCCCAUCGAUAUGAAGAGGGCCCAGGAAAACAGCACUGGUUCUUCAGGAAAGAAGAAAACUAAGUUUGUCAAUCUCUACGCUAAAGAGGGCCAGGACAAUCUGGCUGUUUUACUCCCAGGUCGCCACAGCUGCGACUGUCUGGCCCAAAAACACAAACUUAUCAACAACUGCAUCAGCUGUGGCCGCAUUGUGUGUGAGCAAGAAGGAUCAGGACCCUGCCUCUUCUGUGGGAGCCUGGUUUGCACAAGAGAGGAGCAGGAGAUUCUACAACGAGACUCCAACAAAAGUCAGAAACUCAGAAAGAAGCUGAUGGGAGAUUGCGGAGACAGAGAGCUUCUUCCGCACCAACAAGCUAAGAUUAAAGCUGGCUUGGAUAAAGCAAUUCAGCACAAAGAUAAACUACUGGAGUUUGACAAGAACAGUGUCAGGAGAACGCAGGUUCUGGAUGAUGAGUCCGAUUACUUUGCCACUGAAUCUAAUCAGUGGCUGUCCCCCGGUGAGAGAGAAAAGUUGAGGAAAAAGGAAGAAGAGCUGAGGGAACUUCGCCACGCCUCCCGUAAGGACAGGAAGAUCACUCUGGAUUUUGCUGGUAGACAAGUGGUUGAAGAAGGAAACGACCUGACUCAAUAUUACAGCAAGUUGGAUGAGACACUCAGAGCCAUGAACAGUGGUUCAACAUCACAAUCAACAGGAUAUUCUGAAAUAAAAAGUGACAAACAGAACCUUGGAGACUUGGUCAACCCAAACAUCAAGCAGUCUGCACCAAAA